UCCUGAAAAAGAAAAAUAAAAGGUCUUAACAAAGCUAAGGUUACAAGGAAUUUACAAGCACAAUGAACACUUCAUAAAGAGUGGUAAGACCUCGGAGUUGAUGACCCAGAGAAAGCUAAACGAAGAGACGCCCCUUGUAGUUUGCAGUUGCUGUAAAGGGUACUAUAGCAGACUUUUUUUUUGGCACCACAAAAAAGCAUGCAACAAAGAUUGAAUUGAAAUGGCAUCACUGUUACCAACCUCCCUCUUUAGACCCCUACCCAGUUUUGUCUCUGAUGAAUUUAAAUUCCAAAUUUUGAAACGAUUUCGUGAUGGUGAGAUUGGAUCUUGCUGCAGAGAAGAUCCAAUUAUUUGCCUGUUUGGGAAAACGCUCUACACAAAAAUGAAAAGAAAACAAGAUAAACAUGUUGAGGUACAGAAAUCAGUGAUGUCAGAUAUGAGGAAGGUUGCUACUCUAUACCUUGAGUUUAAAAAUUUGAAAGAUGAGUAUGAACUGACGGCAGAUGCAGGAGAAAUGUUAGUGAGAAAAAACUUCAACUAUCUUCAUGAAGCAGUUGAUAAAGUGACCUCUUGUACAGAUAAGGAAGACAUGAAGGGUAGACCAAACAGCCAAAUCAAAGCAGGGUUAAAGAUUUCUUUGCUGUAUUUGAUUUAAAAAAUGGCUAAAGUAGUGCAAGGAUAUUACCUAGUUAAACAAGAAGAUGAGAAAGCAAAUGAAAUUGAGAAAUUCGUGCGUGUACUUAACCACAACAAAGAUUUUGUGUUUGGUGAUGCCAUCUAUGCCC
Messenger RNA from Anneissia japonica, 785 nucleotides. RefSeq lists its product as uncharacterized. NCBI's taxonomy places the organism in Eukaryota, Metazoa, Echinodermata, Crinoidea, Comatulida, Comatulidae. The transcript has a single exon. The record is from RefSeq and is a predicted model, not a curated record. Bases 221 to 655 code for a protein of 144 amino acids.